This is a messenger RNA of Cannabis sativa, 1842 nucleotides long. Its product is annotated as UDP-glycosyltransferase 91C1. The record is from RefSeq and is a predicted model, not a curated record. Gene Ontology annotation, molecular function: UDP-glycosyltransferase activity. The transcript has a single exon. Lineage: Eukaryota; Viridiplantae; Streptophyta; Magnoliopsida; Rosales; Cannabaceae. Bases 218 to 1588 code for a protein of 456 amino acids.
AAAAUGUUUUAGUGAUGAUAAUAAAUUGCAACAAAAUGUUUCUUUUGGAUUGUAGCAUAUAUUAUGCAUGCACAAAAGAAUAUUUUUGGUCAACAAAGCCGCCACAAUAUUUUAUAUCAUCAAAACCAUUCAUAAUUAAUUAAUUAAUUAAUUAACUAACUACUUUUUUUUCUCAUAUUAAUUUCUCCAUUUUUCAUUUUCCAUUGCUGCAAUUUUCAUGGAAGAAAAAGAAAAGGUUAAAGAAAAUCUUCAGGUGGUUGUAUUCCCAUGGUUAGCCAUGGGCCACCUAAUCCCCUUCUUCCACCUCUCCAAGUCUUUAGCCCAAAAGGGUCACAAAGUUUGGUUCGUCUCCACACCAAGAAACCUAACCAAAAUUCCCAAAAUACCCCCACACCUUUCCUCACACCUCAACCUCGUUACCCUCACUUUCCCACGUAAAAUACCAAAUCUACCCCUCAACGCCGAGUCAGCCGCCGAAGUACCCUUCGCCGCCCAAUCUCUCCUCAAACAAGCCUUCGACUCGCUCGAGCCGGCUCUAGCCGACUUCCUACAAUCCUCCAAACCAGAUUGGAUCAUCUACGACUACGCUUCGCACUGGAUUCAUUCACGCGCCGCCGAGCUCGGUAUCUCACGCGCUUACUUCGCGCUCUUUAACGCCGCGUGGCUUUCCUUCCUCGGUCCGCCGUUGGAUCUGAUCAACGGUCUGGAUGGAAGAUCGAGUGCGGAGGAUUACACGGUGGUUCCGAAGUGGAUUCCGUUUGAAUCUCGAUUGGCUUAUCGGUACCACGAGAUCGCUACGAACAUAGAUAGAGAGAUUGAUAUGAGUAUUACGAACGAUUCGGUGCGAUUUGGUAUCGCACUCGAUGAGAGCGAAGUAAUCGCCGUUAAAAGCCGACCGGAAUUCGAACCGGAAUGGUUUGAUUUGCUGGGAAAACUUUACCGGAGACCUGUAAUUCCGGUCGGGUUUUUACCGCCGGUGGUUGAAGAAGAUGAUGAUGACGUGGACUGGUUAGGGAUCAAGGAUUUUUUAGAUGAACAGAAAGAGAAGUCAGUUGCUUACGUGGCACUUGGGACUGAAGCAACUCUAACUCGGGAGCAACUCACUGAGUUGGCUUUCGGUCUUGAACUAUCCGAGUUACCUUUUUUGUGGGUGAUCAGAAACUCGCUGGAUAUGUUACCGGGUGGGUUUUUGGAUCGGGUUAAGGGUCGGGGAAGGGUUUAUGUUGGGUGGGCUCCGCAAGUGAGGAUACUGAGUCAUGACUCGGUAGGUGGGUUCUUGACUCACUGUGGUUGGAACUCGGUUGUGGAGGGACUCGGACAUGGGCGAGUUUUGGUGCUUUUCCCUAUGGUGAAUGAUCAAGGGAUUAAUGCUAGGGUUUUGAGUGAGAAGGGAGUUGGGGUUGAGAUUCCUAGGGAUGAGUUUGAUGGGUCGUUUUCGAGAGACUCGGUUGCUGAGUCGGUGAGAUUGGCUAUGGUGGAUGACUCGGGCGAGUUGAUGAGAAUUAAGGCUAAUGAAAUGAAAGGACUUUUUGGUGUUGGUGAUGGGAAUGAAUUUCACUUGAACCAGUUUAUCGAUUUUCUUAAAUAGAAUAAGUUAAGGGGUUAAAAUCAAAAUCAAAACUUGAUUGGGUAAGUUUGUUAAACUUGUAAUUAAAGUGGUCAAAAUAUGUACUUGGCCAUACUUGGUCAAAUUAGUAAAGUCUUCUAUUUAGUGUUGCUCCUUAAAAAAAUUAUUAAUAUUUAAGUUCCUCAAAUUAGUUUUGAGUGAUGCUUUUUAGCACUAGGAGAAGAUAAUAAAUAACAUUCAUAUUUGAACAUUUUCAUUUGAACAUUCUUUGCACA